AUGCCUUUUUUUCGCUCCAACGCAGCCUGCGCCAUCCAUCGUGGCUCAGAUAUUCGACAAGCUCUGCAGCGACAGCAGAUGAACGGCAUCACAUCGUUCAUAGAUGCUUCGACCGUGUACGGCCACAGUCCGAGGCUGCAGAGCUCCCUCCGUGACCUCCCUGGCCUCGAUGGGAAGCUUGCUGUCAAUGACCAGUUCAGGGAUCACACAGGAAGAACAUACCCUCCAUCCGUCGCCAAUCUGCCAUCCGCCUGCCGCCAGGGUCCGCACGUGGAGAGAGUCGAGUGUUUCAGAGCUGGAGACAGUCGGCUGAAUGAGGGUCUGCCCCUGAUCUGUCUGCACACACUGUGGCUCAGGGAACACAACCGGAUCGCAGAGGCACUGAAACACAUCAACAGUCAUUGGAGCCCGGAGACUAUUUACCAAGAAACUCGCAAGAUUGUCGGAGCACUGCAUCAGAUCAUCACCAUGAGAGAUUAUGUUCCAAAGAUCAUUGGCGAGGAGUCUUUUGAACAGUACAUUGGACCCUAUCGGGGAUAUGAUCCAACUACAGACCCUUCAACAUCCAAUGUGUUUGCGACCGCUGCAUUCAGGUUUGGCCACGGCACCAUCUCUCCAAUACUCCAGAGACUGAAUGAGAGCUUUCAGAUGCAUGAGCACUUCCCCCACCUGAGAAUCAGUAGCACUUUCUUCAGUCCAUGGAGAAUAGUCAAAGAAGGUGGAAUUGAACCGACCCUGAGAGGUGCAAUUGGAACUCCAGCAUCUACAGCAAGCGCAAACAUGCUGUUGACAGAGGAGGUAACAGAGAGGCUAAUCAUUGUCAAUAACUCAGAGUUCAUGGAUCUAGCUUCACUGAACCUACAGAGAGGACGGGAUCACGGCCUUCCAGCUUGA
Molecule: messenger RNA, 894 nt
Organism: Notothenia coriiceps (black rockcod)
Lineage: Eukaryota; Metazoa; Chordata; Actinopteri; Perciformes; Nototheniidae
Product: thyroid peroxidase-like
Exons: 4
Coding region: 1-894 (297 amino acids)
Biological process (GO): response to oxidative stress
Molecular function (GO): peroxidase activity; heme binding
Source: RefSeq, a predicted model, not a curated record